AUGAAUAUUUUUGUAUUUAUGGAACGAAAUCCGCUGAACAUAUUCAGUGCUGCAGUGGAAAUGCACAAUAGUUUAUCAAUCCUGUUUUUCCGGUGCGUCUCCAAUCAAACUUGUCACUGUGCUUUCAACUUCUGUGAUUCUGUUUUCGAUAUUCUGAAGUAUCAAGCAUAUUUUAUGUCAAGGACUGAUGCUGCGUUUCUUUUCUACGGUGCAAAAUCAUGUAAAUUCUUAUACGUAAAGGAUAUCUUUGUUGUUGAUUUUAUCGAUCAUUUUAAUCAGAUUAUCUUGGAAUUGUUUCAUCACAUCAUUAAUCUGUAA
Molecule: messenger RNA, 318 nt
Organism: Dicrocoelium dendriticum
Lineage: Eukaryota; Metazoa; Platyhelminthes; Trematoda; Plagiorchiida; Dicrocoeliidae
Source: the annotation of a GenBank genome assembly